Dictyostelium discoideum AX4 is the source of this 1950-nucleotide messenger RNA. RefSeq lists its product as hypothetical. The transcript has a single exon. The record is from RefSeq and is a predicted model, not a curated record. Lineage: Eukaryota; Evosea; Eumycetozoa; Dictyosteliales; Dictyosteliaceae. The coding region runs from base 1 to 1950 and encodes 649 amino acids.
AUGUCAUCAAUUGAAAAAAUUAAAGUUGAUAAUAAUUUUAAAAUAUUUCAAGAUAUAAUUGAUUUUGAAAUUUUAAAAUUAAUUAUUGAUUAUUUAUUAAAAAGUAAUAAAAAUAAAAAUAAUAACCAAUUUAAAUUUAUUAAAUUUUUUAAAAAUAGAAACGAAUUAUUAAAUUAUAUAUUAGUUUCAAAAAAAUGGUUUAAUUUUAUAUCAUUAAUAAUUUCAAAUAAUAUUAUUAAUAAUAAAUCAUUUAAACAUUGGUUAAAAAUUAAUUAUUUUAAAGAAUCAUUCCUUAAUAAAAAUGAUAUUAUAUAUAAUAAAGAAGAAAAUCAGUAUAAUAAAAAUAAUAUAUUUAAUUCAACAUUUGAAGAUGGUAGAAGGAAAUUAUAUAAAAUUAAUUAUAAUAAUGAAUUUUCAAUAAUUAAAAUUAAAGAAUCGAUAAUUAAUGAUUAUUUUAGUUUGAAUUUAUUUUUUCAUAAUAUUACAAUUGAUGAUUUUAAGGCGAUUCAUAAUCAGUUUGAAAAUGGUCAAUUAAUUUAUAAUAGAAUUUUAGUUAAUUUCGAAGUAUUAGAUUAUGAUGAAAAUGGGGACAAAAAACAAGAUAUUUUAUUUGAAAUAUUUAAAUAUGUAUCAACAAUGACGAAAGAACAAAAAGAUAAACUAUACAAGUUAUUUGAAAUUUUAGAAUUAAAUAUUAGAGAGAUGGAAAUUAGAAAUGAGCUUCUUGAAGAUACCAUUAAUGGUAUUAAAAAUAUUAUAAAUAAAAGCUAUAAUAAUCAUCAAACAGAAUUAAGUUUUAAUAAUAUAGUUAUUAAUGGACCUAGAAGUGAAAAUGAUUAUGAUGAGGAUUCAUUCGAGGUAUUAAAUUAUUUCAAAUUUAAAAAUAUAAAUUUUAUUAAUUGUAGUUUAGAAACACAUGUCAAUUAUUCAACAUUAUUCAAUCCAGUUUAUUCAGGCCAACAAGUUGAAUCAAUUAAAGUAUAUAGUGGUGAUAUUGAUUUCGUUGAACCUCGUAAUUUAAUAAAAGUGGGUGAAUUUCAAAAUUUACAUACAAUCAAAAUACCAAUUAAACCAGUUUCAAUAUUAUCAGAUAUAUUUAAUGAAAUUGGAACUAAUUCAUUUAAUUUUGAAUAUCAUUCAGAAAAUGUAAACUCCAAUUUAAAAGAAAUGGUUAAUUCAUUAAUUUCAAGUAAAUCUUUAAAAUUUUUAAAUAUAACAUUAUGUAAUGAAAAUAUUGAAGAUAUAAUUAAAUUCCAUUAUUAUAGACAGCAUGGUGAUAGUGGUUCAUAUGAUUACUAUAAUGAUGAAAAAAAUAAAAAUUUAAUUAAAACCAUAAAUCAAAGUAAAGAAAUGUUUUCAAAUUAUUUUAAACCACUAUUUUCAGAAUUAAAUACAUCAAUUGAAAGAAUAAAAUUAGACUGUCAUGGUUUAUUUAAUAUCAAUACAUUUUCGAAUUUAUUAAAAAAUAAAUCACUUAAAUAUUUAAUUUUAACUGAUAGUGAUUUUAUUUUUUAUUCUUAUAAUAAACAAUAUCAACCACCGCCACCAAUACCAACGAAAAAAAAUACGUUUAAUACUUAUUUAAAUAAUGAUGAAUUUCAUUACGAACGAAUUUCAAUUAAUCAAUAUUUAUUUGAAAAUAUAUUUUCUUCACCAUUAACAUCAAUUAGACAUUAUAAAAGUAAAAUUAAAGAAUUAGAUGAAUUAAAAUCAAUAUUUAAAUUAAUUUUAAAUAAUAUUUUUAAUUUACAAUUAUAUUCAAUAGUAUUAUAUAUCAAAAAUACUAAAAUACCAAUUAAUGAUUUUAAAAAUGAAUAUGAUAAUUUAAUAAAUAAUAUUAUAAUUCAAACGCAACAACAAAAACCAACAAAUAUCAACAUAAAUUUGAAAGAAAUCAAAGUUAAUUUGGGAUUUCAAAAAAAUUUUAAAAAAUACAUACUCACCAAUUAA